AUGGUGUGUGUGUGUGUCUGCAUGGAGUGUGACUACCACACCAAGAGCUACGACACCCUGCUGGCCCACAACGCUCGCCUCCACCCCGGCGAGGACAGCUUCACGCGGACGACGACGAGGCAUAACAACGAGACGGUCGUCCAGCAGACCGUCAACGACCUCACCUUCGACGGCGGCUUCGUCAAGAUGGAGGCCGACGAGGCCGUUCAGCCCUACGACGAGGCCGGCGAGGACGCGUCCCGCCGGGGAAUCGCCCUCAGCAAGACGCCCAUCAUGAGGGUCAGGAGCCGCCGCCUCGAGCCCAAGAAGUUCGCCGCCGCCGCGCACAAGGCGGCCGCCAGCGAUGACGUCAUCAAAGUGGAAAGCGACGACGAAGACGAAGACAACGCGGAGCCGCCAACGCUGUCUCCGGCCCCGAUGGCGUCCCCGGCCCUUCCUCCUCCUCCUCCUCCUCCUCCACGCCUCAUCCCCGUGUCGGCGCCGCUGCAGGUGCAUGCCGUCCCGCAGAGCAUCGUGGUCAACAGCUCCCGCGGCGUGGGCGGUGGCGUGCUGCCUCCCGGCACGCUGGCGCAGGUCCUGUCGGCGCUGCAGAACCAGCAGAACUGCGCCCAGACGCAGCUGCUCAUCCCCAUCAGCAGCAUCCCCACCUACAACGCCGCCAUGGACAACAACGUGCUGCUAGUCAGCGCCUACAACCGGUUUCCGUAUCCCUCGGUGUCGGAGAUCGUGGGUUUGGCCUCGCAGACGAAGUUCAGCGAGGAGCAGAUCAAAGUCUGGUUCUCCGCCCAGAGGCUGAAACACGGAGUCAGCUGGACGCCGGAGGAGGUGGAGGAGGCGCGGAGGAAGAAGUUUAACGGCACGGUGCAGACCGUCCCUCAGACCAUCACGGUCAUCCCGGCCAACCUGGCCGCCGCCGCCGCCACCAACGGGCUGCAGUCCAUCUUCCAGACCUGCCAGAUCGUGGGCCAGCCGGGCCUCGUCCUCACGCAGGUGACCGCCGGCGGCGGCGGCAACAACAGCAACAACAGCGGCGGCGGCAGCAGCGGCGCCGUGCCGGUCGGCUCGCCCAUCACGCUCACGGUCGCCCCGGGCGUCCCCGGCAACCAGCCCAAAGCCGCCGAGCCGUCCGCGUCGGAAUCGAAGACCGAGAUGUCGGCCGGCGCCGCGGACGCGUUUGCGGCGGCCAAGCCGAAGAAGUCGAAGGAGCAGCUGGCGGAGCUGAAGGCGAGCUACGGGCGCAGGCAGUUCGCCACGGAGGCAGAGAUCUCGCGGCUCAUGCAGGUCACCAAACUCUCCAAACGGGCGAUCAAGAAGUGGUUCAGCGACACGCGCUACAACCAGAGGAACUCCAAGGACCACCACGUGCUGCUGGGCGAAACGCCGCACGCCAAAACGCCCGUGGCGGCAGGAGGAGCCCGCGGAGGAAGGACCAGCGGCGCCGGCCUCAACGACAACAGCAGCGAUGCCGCGGUAAGGCUGCGCAAUUAAUCGAAAUUCAAUCAUGAUUAUGAUUUCGGCUAAACUGACUCCUCCAGAUGGGUGGCUUCUCAUUAGGCACAUCCAUCUGGAACCUACCGAUGGAGAGGUUUUGGUGAAGGGGCGAAAAUACUGGUUAGCUGAUUGGAUAAUCCAUCUGUCUAUCUACCACCUAUAGAUGGUGAUAGACUUACAAACAUACACACACUCACACACACACACACACUCACUCA
This is a messenger RNA of Perca fluviatilis (European perch), 1709 nucleotides long. RefSeq names its product zinc fingers and homeoboxes protein 1-like. Gene Ontology annotation, biological process: regulation of transcription by RNA polymerase II. Gene Ontology annotation, cellular component: nucleus. Gene Ontology annotation, molecular function: DNA binding; DNA-binding transcription factor activity, RNA polymerase II-specific. The record is from RefSeq and is a predicted model, not a curated record. Bases 1 to 1488 code for a protein of 495 amino acids. Lineage: Eukaryota; Metazoa; Chordata; Actinopteri; Perciformes; Percidae. The transcript is spliced from 6 exons.